This is a messenger RNA of Ceraceosorus guamensis, 3461 nucleotides long. RefSeq lists its product as hypothetical. The transcript has a single exon. Lineage: Eukaryota; Fungi; Basidiomycota; Exobasidiomycetes; Ceraceosorales; Ceraceosoraceae. Bases 245 to 3358 code for a protein of 1037 amino acids. The record is from RefSeq and is a predicted model, not a curated record.
GAUGAUCACCUUCUUCCCAAGGUUGUAGCUGACCGCCAGCCUCCGCUUCAUCUUCUUACCUUCUCCUCAACCUCUCUUUUCUUUUCACUUUUCUUCGUAGUCCAGCGGCUCGACGCUGCUGGUGGCGCUUUUCUGCCUGCUGUCCGAUUGCACCUCAUUCGGCACUAAGGUUGCCUCUGGCAGGCCGACCUACUUCCUUUACGUUCUAUCUGAUCAACACCUUUUCCCCUCGGACACCAUCACCAUGGAGCACGCUUCAGCAACCACGAGCACCGCGCUGAACCGCACGCCAGCCCUGAAGCCGCUGGUUCUGGCAAAGACGUCAGCCUCGAGCAUCGCAUCCACAGGAGCGCCGAGGCAGAGUAGAGGUCCGCUGGGGAGUUAUACCCCGCGAACAGUGUCUUGCAGUGCAGACAGGCCUUUGAUCAUCCAGCCAAGCCGACCAUCUCCAUGUGCUCGACAACAAGCUCACCGAAAAUCAUCCGGCAAUGCCAACCGCCGACGUGUAGUAUCACGAAGUCGGUGCGUCACUGAGAAUGUGGUGCCAACAAGGAUCGUUUCCGGUGAGCAUCACGCACGAGCGAAUCUCCGAUCAAGUCAAGCGGAAGUCAGGAGGUUCGAACUUCGCUUCGACGAACACGCUUCAUCGCCCGACGUCGCCACGCCGCCCAUGCCCACACGCCGUCAGCCUCGCACGAAUGCGCAACGUCACAAAGAGGGAAUGCAUUCGGCUCGGCGCAUUCGCUCAGAAGCCUUUGUCUUUCCCGUACCUCCAAGUGGUGGCCUCCAAGGGCUAGGUCUCGGUCUGGGGGCUGCGGACGCCCCAUCGCGCGCAACGCCAGAAGUCGAAGCCGCUUUCCGACGCGCUGCGACUGAUGGAAGGAUUCCAAGAGGUCACGAAUGGGUGGAGGACGCGACUACCUACAUUAACAGACACAGUCCACUUUUGUGCGAAGGUACGGAUGAAGGACUGGUGGCAAAUCGCAAGGAUCGAGGGUCGGACACGGAUGAGCUCACAGGAUCGCAAGGCUGGUCGCCGUACUCCAGUGUCGCUCCAUCGCCCGCGCUUGGAAUGACAGCAAGCACUGCUCCUUUGAUCUUCCACAGGCAGGAGUCGGACAAGCUAAGAGCGCCAAUGGCUCGUCGCACUGUGUCUCAACCUGGCACGGCAAAAGAAGAGAAGAUGGCGUACUCCCCAGAGCCUGACGAGUAUCCCUUUCCCGAAAUGCCAAGUGGCCACGAGCGCCUGUCGAUGGCCUUCUCACCUUUGCAACUCCCCAAGUGGGGCAGUGUGGAGCACCACGCACCCUCAUUGGCAGAGCAGAUGGCCUUCGCGUGUGGGUUGGGUAGCGAUCUAGAAUGGGAUACCCAGACGAGUGCUGCCGACGACCACCAAGAUUCGUUUGCGUACACCUCAGCUUCCGCUUACGUCACCGUCCCUGAGCUGCAAGAAGAGCAGACUGCGGAAAUGUACAGGAGCUGGACGUCGCUCAUCGACGCUGGAGCCGCGCUCGCUGACGAAGCGACUUUCUGGACUGGCGCCGGUGCCGAUCUAACUCGAAGCAACACGACAGCAAGCACUGCGUACGUGCUUGCCGACAGCCCCAUCCUGCAGGGCAAGCUUGCGCUCUCGCAGAAUUCACCUGGAGGGAGCGUCUCUUCGGAGCGGUCAGAUUCUGCAUUCUCGCAGCCUUCCGUUGCGUCUUCCGUGACGUCUAUAUCUUCCGAUCAUUUCCACGCAGGCUCCUUGCUGAAGAGCGUCAGCAUCGAUCAAUUGUUCGAACGAAGUCUGCUGGCUACUCCGCUCAAGGUCACCGACAGUCCUCAAGUUGCCGCCACGCGCGAGGGAUCACCACACCACCUAGCGGAUGAAUUCAGCUAUCUUGCCGACGCCGCGCUUGCAGCUCUCUCACCGGUUCCUUGCCAGGUGUUCAGUCCUGCUUUGUCUGACGACGAGCUGGGCCUCAUUGGCACGCCAGCUCCGAUGCAAAGUCUGCCUUCACCCAUGCCCGCAACUCAACAAAUCGAGCCGACUCGCUUAGCUCUGGCCUCGACUGUGUCAUGCCCAGCUGUUCCAGCAUCAUACCGACCAGACUUUGUGCAAGAAAAUCAGCGUUUGUUGCGCUCCACGAGCGAGAGACCCAGCAGUAUGUUCGAGUCCCAGCCAGCGGCAUCGUCGCGCCCGAUGAGUGUUCUCGAGCGUCCACGGCCAGGCACGCGAGGUUCCAUGCUGUUUGGAGGCGCGUAUCAGGACGUCGAACGGGCGCAGGCUCGUGGCAGCGCUCAAACUCAUAGGAGAGACUCUGGAACUCUGACUUCGGAGCAGCGACGACCAAGCGUUCCUACUCGUCCAUGCCCGCCGGUCCCAAAGCGUAGGAGCUCUUUGGACAUGCGAACUUUGGUCGGUGAACACAACGAUGAGGCCCAAUGCGGAACUCCGAGCUGCACACCAGUCCAGUCUGGACCUCGUGCGAUGAGCCGCAAUGGGUCUCAAGCUUUUUGGGAGGAGACGAAACACGCUCUCGGGGAGAAAGUGGCCAACAAGCCGACGAGUGCUGCCUUGCCCGACCUGGAAGCUAGGAGGCUCUCUGUGAGCAAGCCAAGUAUACCUACCUCGAUGAUGACCUCUGCUCAGUCGGCACCUCAGAUCGUUCGCGUGCCACCAAGCGCGUCACCAGCUACUGGAGCACGGAAAGAGCUGCUCGCACAACUUCAAGCUCAGGCAGCCACCAUGACGCGAUCCAAGUCCGAGCUGCCAAUCUCUUCUGUGCAGCACUCGGUCCGCCGCAAGCCCGCUGGAAUCCUGACCGCAUCAGAGAUGCAGGAUAUUCGCCGAGCGUGCAAGCAGAAGCAAGAAUUUCUGCGUGCUGCUGCUACGGCCGGCGUGAAGGGACCCUCCGACAUCCGUCAUUCCGUGCAUUUUGACGACAGCGCUCGACUACAGCACCAUUACGCGAGCGGACAGCGCUCAACGCCGAGGAUUGUGGUCAGCCCCGCCCAAUCUCUGCCUGUCCCUCCCACUAGCAAAUCGACGUCGCGACCAAAGUCUGCCCAAUCCUCUCGCAGCGUGGCAGGCAAGUCCAGCUCGCUGUCGCUGCCGACCCUUUUCGUAGCUCGUACACCCAGCCAACGUAGACGUGGACACACGGGUGUACCUGCAACUGAACCAGGCUCCCUCGCUUUGGCAAAGCUUGGCAUCAGCUCGGGCGCCCCGACUAGAACCUCGAUGGUCUCCGUCGGUGCCAAUAGACGUGGCGCUUCGAAUCCGGGCAAAUCAGAUGUGCAGACUCCUGAAGGUGUGAUUCUGGUCGUUGAGAAUGUUGUUCAAGAAGAGUCGAGAGUUCUCGUGGUCAUGUAGAUCCUGCUGCGGGUCCUUCUCUUCCUUUUAGUACCCCGUAAUGCUAUGUGUCUUUCCAUCUCUUGGCCGCAAACUGACCACCAACCUUUGACCUGAUCUGUCG